AUGGCCACAAGUGCCCAAACUGCGGCAGGGAGCUUGGAAAGAGUUGCCAAAUUGGCAGACCAGGUGGUCAGAGAUGUCCAUGGCAUCUAUGUCAUUCAAAAUUCGCUCGUCGAUCACAUCAACUAUUACGGACGUUGGUCGCAGAGGGUUUCAGCCUUUCAAAUUGCUCAGGGGUACGAGAUAAUCCGGACCCUCGCCGACAUUGGAGGGCAUCUUGGCGAGGCCAAUAGCAUCGCCGCGUUGGGAAGCGGAGGACCAGACGGCUUUGCGAAACACGUCUACGACUUCAUCAAAGAGAAAAUUGGUGUGAUUCAGGAGGUGGAAAGGGAUAAUCAUCGUUUCUUUGUCUACCAUCCUGAUACAAACUGGUAUCCAGCGUUUCAUCGAUUGAUCACGGGACACCCACUUCCGCCUACGUUUUGUACCAAGUCGGAUGACUUGGACAAGUCGUGUCAGUACAUGCAAGAAGUUAGAGCGCAACUGAGAAGGGAGUCGGAGCGUGGAAGAGACAUUAUUUUUCACCUGCUCAUCCCAUCAUGGUGCACCCUCUCCUUCAAGCAGCCCUUGCAUUUCCCCGAUUGCCUUCAGCCAUUCAAGGUUGAGGGGCGGAAGCACAAACUUAAGGAGUACGUUGCGUUCAACCUUCCAGCUGCGCCUGAUGGACUUCUGGACGGCGUUGCGAAUGUUCUCGACCCAGACUCGUGGAACAAGAUAGCAGCAGGGGUUUCGGUCGCUACAACACUGCCAGCCGUGGGCUGGGGUAUCAACGGCGCCUGUCUCGCCGCCGGCGUUGCCUUAGGUACUCUCACAGGUUUGGGACUGUUGGUGGCCGUUCCGGUCUGGUGGGGCACCGCGCUCCCAUCCAUGAGUGCAGCUGCACCAGUCAUCGAGGAAACUGUGUAUGGUGCGUUCUGUGAAACAGCACCGAGAGUGUUGGGGUCCACUCGACGUCUAAAAUUUGAGGAAGGAAGGUGGUCAGAUGUGGGCUUGUGA
Messenger RNA from Exophiala oligosperma, 993 nucleotides. RefSeq lists its product as uncharacterized. The record is from RefSeq and is a predicted model, not a curated record. Lineage: Eukaryota; Fungi; Ascomycota; Eurotiomycetes; Chaetothyriales; Herpotrichiellaceae. The coding region runs from base 1 to 993 and encodes 330 amino acids. The transcript has a single exon.